GUGUGUGUGUAUAUUACAAAUUGUGUGUACGAAUCUUUUUCGCGCUGCUUUUAUUGUUGCUCACUCAUACUAUUUUGUUAACAAAAAUUAAACAAACAACAAAUUGAAUAAAUGCAUAAACUAUUUACACAAAGUAACUCGGCUUUAGAGAGCUUUUAAGCAGAUCGCUAAAUCAAAAGCAUGUCGUUGUCGGCCAAAAUCACAUUGGGAGCAGCGAUUGGUAUAUCUGGUGCUAUUAUAGGUUAUGUCCACUAUAAACAGUCGGAAGACCGAUUAAAACUGCACCAAGGUGUGCUGCGUGAUGUCGAGCAGCAGCAGCGUCGCAAGCACGAAAAUACAUAUGCCUUGCAGCAACAGAUUGACAUAACCAAACAGUUGAAAUCGAUGCAAACAAAGCCGGGGGAUAAACCCGGAGAUUCUACGGACAAGAACAAAACUCCCAAUCUGGAUGCCGUUGCUCUGCAACCACCGCCAUAGUUGCACAAAAAUUAUUAAGUCAACUCUAUUAUUAACUAGAUAAAAUGCAAAUUAGUUAUAUUCCAAGUACAGACAAAGAAGGAAAUGUUAUUUACUGACUGACU
Molecule: messenger RNA, 581 nt
Organism: Drosophila innubila
Lineage: Eukaryota; Metazoa; Arthropoda; Insecta; Diptera; Drosophilidae
Product: protein PET117 homolog, mitochondrial
Exons: 3
Coding region: 181-477 (98 amino acids)
Biological process (GO): mitochondrial respiratory chain complex IV assembly
Cellular component (GO): mitochondrion
Source: RefSeq, a predicted model, not a curated record